Messenger RNA from Acanthosepion pharaonis, 816 nucleotides. NCBI's taxonomy places the organism in Eukaryota, Metazoa, Mollusca, Cephalopoda, Sepiida, Sepiidae. The record is from the annotation of a GenBank genome assembly.
AUGCAAGCUCAUCAACCCGGCAAUAAUAAUCGAGAGCAUGGCAACCGCAAUGCUCGAUCCAAUGAUGAUAAAAACCCAUUCAACUGCAAAGUUUGCUGGAAAGCUUUUACAGAAUAUCCUGAUGCGGAUACGCAUGCACGGAUACAUGCUGCAUUGUUGCCCUUUAAAUGCGAGGUGUGUGGGAAAGCGUUCCGUGAUACUUGUGCCCGAGAGCGACACCGUCGCAUACAUCUCAAUGAAAAGAACUUUAUGUGUGACCUCUGCCACAAGUCAUUCUCACAGAAGUCCUCAUUGAAGUUGCAUGCUCGCACGCACACUGGUGAAAGACCAUUUGUGUGUGACAUCUGCGGCUUUGCGUUUGCACGUAAGGACCACUUAGAGAGACAUCAAAAGACAAACAAUGGUGACAGAAAGUUGAGCUGUGUGCCAAAACACCUGCAACAGCCCCAGCCCCCUUUGCAACAACAACCUCUGUCUCCACAACAAGUACUGCAGCAACAAUCACAAAUUCCUUUACAACAACCACCACAGCAGUCACCACCAUCUGAGCAGCUGCAUCUACAACUGAAUCCAGGUGAUGACUGCCCACAAAUAAAUAUCUCACAAACACAGUCCGAUCCAUCUUUACCUUCCCAAUCUCCAAUUGCAGACCAGACAUCAGAAUCAUUACCAGCAAUACACACUCCAGAACCAGUUCUCGUAGCACAAGCUGAAGCAGAAACCCUUUCAUCCGCCCAACAACAACAACAAAAGCAGCAGCAGCAGCAGUUGCCUCCUGAAGAACCUUCAGAUAUACCUCAAUAUAUGAGCAUAUGA